AUGGGCGUUCCGACUCCGGGUCUAAGCAUCCCAGACUCAAGAUCCACGGUUUCUGUAUCGGUCAUUGACUCAACCUCCAAAAUUAUCGCCAAGACCGGCAUUGUUGUCCAGCCACAUAUUCAAGGGCACGAUGAGUUCAACUGCCCAUGCUACUCAUUCCUAAUUACCCAUCCGGCAAGUGGAAGAAAGGUUCUCUUCGAUCUUGGUAUCCGCAAGGAUCCUGAGAACUUCGCACCAAGAACACGGUCGUUUGCGAGUGCUAUGACGAUAAUAUCCGAACGCAAUGUCGCCGACAUACUAGGCAAAAACGCCUCCACAAUUACGGAUAUCAUCUGGUCGCAUCACCAUUUCGACCACAUAGGAGACCCAUCGCAGUUCCCACCCUCCACUAAGCUAGUGGUUGGGCAAGGUUUCAAGGACGAGUUCUUUCCGGGUUACCCUGCCCGCGAGGAUUCAUGGAUUCUUGAGAGCGACUAUGCCGGGCGCGAAGUGCAGGAGAUUGACUUCAAUGCAAGUGAUCUGAAGCUGGGACAGUACAGUGCAUUCGACUAUUUUGGAGACGGGUCCUUUUAUCUCCUCGACUGCCCGGGACAUACUGUCGCUCACAUGAUGGGCUUGGCUCGUACACGUCCGACAAGCUUUGUGCUCAUGGCAGCUGACUGCUGCCACCACGGCGGGGAGAUUCGCCCUACACAAUUUGUUCCCUUGCCAGAAAGCAUUGACUUCAACUCCCCACGGGACCUCACAAGGGGUGCUCGCCGUGCACCGUGCCCAGGGCAACUGUUUGUCGAUGUGCACCCGAAAAGAUCGAGGACUGAGCCUUUUUAUGAGUUGAUCAAUCCUCGUGAUCUGGAUACCGUCCGGGAGGCUACGAGAAGUCAGCGAAAGCUCGAUGAAUUUGACGCCAACGACGAUGUGUUUGUCCUCAGUGCUCAUGACUCGGAUGCUGCUGAAGUCAUUGACCUGUAUCCUGCAACAAUCGACGACUGGAAAGAUCCAGGAAAAGACUGGAAAAAGAAGCUGCACUGGUUAUUCCUGCGAGACUUUCAAGUAGAGUGA
This is a messenger RNA of Thyridium curvatum, 1059 nucleotides long. RefSeq lists its product as uncharacterized. The transcript has a single exon. The record is from RefSeq and is a predicted model, not a curated record. Lineage: Eukaryota; Fungi; Ascomycota; Sordariomycetes; Thyridiales; Thyridiaceae. The coding region runs from base 1 to 1059 and encodes 352 amino acids.